AUGGCGGACAUGCCUUCGAUAUACAUCAUUGGGGCCCAGUGCACCGGCAAGACCACUUUGGUUGAAGCUGUCUCCCAGCAUAUACGAAGACAACAAACUUACCUUUCCUUUGCUAUCAUCAAGGAGCUUGCCCGCGGCAUCUUGGUGGCAGCAGAUGUGAACAGAGACGAUAUUCGAACCGGGUCAGAGAAAGCGAUGGGUUUCCAGAAACGUGUGCUCGAGGCGCAGCUGGAUGAGGAACAAAAACUCCAAAGUCAAGGAUUCAUCAUCUCCGAUCGAUCUGGCAUUGACCCAAUCGCUUAUGCUAAACUAUACGGUCCACCGCGAGUCACAAAAGAAAUGCUUGGGACGUCUGCCUGGGCAGCGUUGAGGAAGACAAUGCGUCAAGGCGUCGUCAUACUUUGCGAACCUGUUCCGCGCUGGCUGUCUGAUGAUGGCGUGAGGCUGAUGCCGCAAGACACAAGAGAGUGGUUUGAGCUACACCAAGCCUUCAUCGACCUGCUGCGGCUGAGUGAUAUCGGGUUCGUGUUGUUGCCAGCGACAUGCAACUCGAUUGAAGAGAGAGUAGCUUUUGUGCUCGAGAAAUGGGGCAAUCGGGUGAGGCAUACCGCCAGUUUGAGAUCCUCAUGCCAGCGACUGUGGGACUUGGCACCAGCGACAACUGCCUCGCUAGUUUAG
Messenger RNA from Cladophialophora psammophila CBS 110553, 678 nucleotides. RefSeq lists its product as uncharacterized. Bases 1 to 678 code for a protein of 225 amino acids. The record is from RefSeq and is a predicted model, not a curated record. The transcript has a single exon. Lineage: Eukaryota; Fungi; Ascomycota; Eurotiomycetes; Chaetothyriales; Herpotrichiellaceae.